This is a messenger RNA of Peronospora matthiolae, 1098 nucleotides long. The record is from the annotation of a GenBank genome assembly. NCBI's taxonomy places the organism in Eukaryota, Oomycota, Peronosporomycetes, Peronosporales, Peronosporaceae.
AUGAAUUUGUUGGAUGAUGAAGAUGACCAAAGCUUUCACGCUACGCGUGACGGCUACUCCCAUUUGAGCGAUGUCGAAUGGGAUGCGGUUGAACGAGUGGGUUCAACCAUGGGCAUCCAUGCUGUUUGCGUCAUGCUAGAGGCUCUCAAACGCGAGAAAGUAGCCUUGCUUCACCAACAAGGUUCUCAACAAGCAGAGUUGUUGAGAGAACAGGGUGCUCAACAGUUUGAACUGUUGAGACAGCAGCAGGCUGCUGCUGGUGGGUCGAUGCAUUCGCGUCGACCCGAAACCUUGAAGAUUGACAUCUUCAAGUAUAGGGGAGUCGAAGAGGACUCCCUCUUGAGAUGGUUCGUCAAAUUGGGUGACGCCAUAAGGGCGCGUCGCAUCGACGAUGGGGAUAUGCAAGUUGCAUUUGCCCAGUCAAAUCUGGCAGGACGUGCCAAGACUUGGGCACUGGGGCUUAAGUUGCACGACCCAUAUGCGUUUGGGUCGUUGGAAGUCUUCAAGUCGCGGCUCAGACAAACGUUUGAACCGCCUAGAGCUGAGUUCAGAGCUCGAACCGAACUCUUGAAGCUCAAGCAGGGUAAGCGUGAUGUGCACGCUUACGCUCAACAUAUACGACAUCUCGCGAGUUGUAUAAGUUCCAACCCGGUGGACGAACACACGUUGGUUUCGGUGUUCAUGCAGGGUCUUGCGGAUGGUCCCGUCAAGACUCACCUGUUCCGGCUUGAACUAGAUUCACUAGAACAAGCCAUUUCCAUUGCGGAGCAGGAAGACUUCAGUCUGAGACAGGCUCGCGCCAGCUCGACAUCAUAUCGUCAACCGAGACGAUAUGACAGCGGAGGUCCAGAGCCGAUGGAACUCUGUUAUGUAGAGAGCAAGAAGGCUCGCUCUACAGACUACAAGAAGUUGCAGAGAUGCAACAGAUGUCAAAAGACAGGACACUACGCUUACGAGUGUAGUGCCCCUCGUCCAGUGUCUCGCAACACUGGGCGUAUUGACCGUCCACCCAUGAGAAAGGGGCGGGGACGUGGGUCCGCUGCUGGUGCAAAGACGCAACAACGGGAUGGACCGUCAAAAAACGUACAGGAUCAGUAG